Messenger RNA from Pollicipes pollicipes, 1552 nucleotides. RefSeq names its product annexin A8. The transcript has 9 exons. Gene Ontology annotation, molecular function: calcium-dependent phospholipid binding; phosphatidylserine binding; calcium ion binding. NCBI's taxonomy places the organism in Eukaryota, Metazoa, Arthropoda, Thecostraca, Pollicipedomorpha, Pollicipedidae. The record is from RefSeq and is a predicted model, not a curated record. The coding region runs from base 87 to 1037 and encodes 316 amino acids. Gene Ontology annotation, cellular component: nucleus; cytoplasm; plasma membrane.
GUGGAGCGAGCGGCGCGCGCGCCGGGCCUCCCAGUCGCAGCUCCCUCGUGCACCGGUGCCAGCGUCAGGCGUCCCCAACAGCAGCUAUGGUGUACUCUCCCACCGUGAGGCCCAGCGAGAACUUCAACGCCGAGGAGGAUGCUCGAGUCCUCAAGGAGGCGAUGAAGGGCAUGGGCACCGAGGAGGGCCCAAUCGUGGACAUCCUGGCCAAACGCUGCUUCAAACAGCGCGAGGAAAUCACUCAGGCCUACAAACGCGAGUUCGGUCGGGACCUGGCCGAGGACCUGCAGAAGGAGCUGGGCGGCGAUCUGGAGGACUUGAUGAUGGGACUGACGUACUCCUACUUCGAGUACCUGUCGCACGAGCUCAAAAAAGCGUUCAAGGGGUUCGGCACCAAGGAGAAGGUCGUGAACGAGAUUCUGCUCUCGCGCAACAACUCUGAGCUCCAUCUGCUGCAGGAGGUCUACGCCAAGACGUGCCACAGCUCGCUGGAGGAGGACAUCAGGGAGGACAUGAAGGGCGACCUGGAGAAGCUGCUGGUGGCUCUGCUGAGCGGCAGCAGGAACGAAGUCAGCGAUGCCGAUUCCGACAAGGCCAAGGUGCAGGCGCAAGACUUGUACAACGCCGGUGAACAAAAGCUCGGCACGAACGAGGCCGUGUUCCGCCAGCUCUUCUCCCACGAGAGUCUGCCGCAGCUGCUGGCCAUCGCCGAAGAGUACGAGAAUAUCUCCAAAAAGACCCUGAAGGAGGCUAUUGAGUCUGAGCUCGGCGGCGGCUUCCAGCAGGCCCUCCUCAUCAUCCUGGAGGUGGCCAAGGACAAGAUCCAGUUCUACUCGGACAUCCUGUACAACAGCAUGCAAGGCGCCGGCACGGACGACAAGACCCUCAUCCGUAUCGUGCUGUCCCGAAGCGAACUGGACCUGGGCGACAUCAAGGCCAAGUACCUGAACACGUACGGCAAGACACUGGAUCAUUCGAUCGAGCGGGAGACGUCGGGUCCCUACAAGGAGGCACUGGUGCAGCUGGUGCGCGGAUGAGCCGCCUCCGGCCCCCCAGCGGCCUGCCAGGGGCGCGUCCUCCACCACCCUACGGCCGGUGACGUCACACCUGCCCCGUACUGCCAGCGGACAAAGCCGAGUGACGUCACUUCUCCCUGUUCGGAUUCACAUCGGCAUUGUGCUUCACGAAGCUUGCUUUAAACCGAUCAACCGUAGUGCAUUGAAAAAGACGCGGCAGAAGAUGACCAGCGUCACUUUUCGUUCAGAUGUUAACUGGGUAGGGGAUGUCGCCACCCCAGCGGCGGCGGGGUAUUUGGGGAGAGCUCUACCGAUACUGCGUCUUGCAGAGCCCCGCCACUUUUCCUCGUCCGGCUCGGCCUACCUUGCGAAUCUCUGGGAUGGGGCGGCCCGGCAGGGGCAGUUCCACGGCGUCCCACUAUGGUUGUCAUGGUGACCUGUGACGUCAUUGAAACGCGGCCCGCGGAGUGGCUGGCGACCGCCCGUCUUGCCUCCGGCGCCUGCUGGUACUCAAUACAGUCGGGCGAUUGGGACGA